GCGACCCGCUCCGGGCAGUGAAGAUGAGAUCCUCUACAUCUUUAGGGCGGCUCAGAGGGCCACUCAGCGGCCCAGUCCGGCCGGGGCGGGCCGAGGGCGCUGUUUGAGGUCACCCUGGAGACGGGCCGCAGAGCUCGCGGGGAGCGUGCAGGCGGCCGCAGGCUGGGUGAAGCCUGGGAAGCGGGGCCCCGCCGCGCGCAGCGUCCGCAGUGAACCAGCCGGAGGUCUGGGAGGCUCCGGGCGAAGCAUCCCUGCGGCAGGUUAUGAUGAUGUCAGACAAUGCUAAAGACAGAGCAGCUCGUUCAUGGAAGAAAAGAGGGAGUGUUUCUUCUUUAAGUAAUCAUGAAUUUCGGCGAAAGGAACUUCAUGGGCACAUCAAAGACUCUAUGAGUACUGUGUCUUACAUGGAUGAACCCAGUCAGCGUGAUGACAUCUCUCGCCUUACAGUUCGGAUGGAAAACACCUAUCAGUUGGGUCCUCCCAAGCAUUUUCCUGUGGUCACGGUCAAUCAUAUUUUGAAAGAUGUGUUAACCAGCUAUCUACAAGUAGAAGAAUAUGAACCAGAGCUCUGUAGACAGAUGACUAAAACCAUUUCUGAGGUUAUUAAAGCCCAGGUCAAGGACUUGAUGAUUCCACGAUACAAGCUAAUUGUGAUUGUGCACAUUGGACAACUGAACAGGCAGAGCAUAAUUAUUGGAAGCAGAUGCCUCUGGGAUCCUAACAGCGAUACCUUUUCAUCUUAUGCUUUCAGAAAUUCUUCCCUCUUCGCUCUUGCGAAUGUCUAUGCAGUUUACCUUGAGUGACUGAAAAUAAGAAGUCCAGUUCUUACCUUGGAAAAUCAUGAGGCGGGCUGUAUGUCUGUACACGAAAGUUUUACUGCCAAAAACUUAAGAAAGAAACAACACUGAUAAUUCAACCAGCUGGAAGGUUUUGAAUUUUUUCAUAUUCUAGCAAAGGCUGGGGAAGGAGAGAGUAGCACAGAAAGAAUCUUGUUUAUCUAAAGCAGAAACUUGGUCUUGGUUUUGCUGGAUUGUUUUCCAUGGAUACAGAUUCUUAUUAAAUAUUUGUUUUGGUACUAAUUAUUUUAAUUAUUCUUUAAUUAGAGAGUUACAAUUUCCUGCAUUGUUUUUUUAAUAAAGAGAAGCUUUAGAAAAA
This is a messenger RNA of Saimiri boliviensis boliviensis (Bolivian squirrel monkey), 1155 nucleotides long. RefSeq names its product dynein light chain Tctex-type family member 5 (gene DYNLT5). Gene Ontology annotation, biological process: microtubule-based movement. Lineage: Eukaryota; Metazoa; Chordata; Mammalia; Primates; Cebidae. The record is from RefSeq and is a predicted model, not a curated record. Gene Ontology annotation, cellular component: cytoplasmic dynein complex; cytoplasm. Gene Ontology annotation, molecular function: dynein intermediate chain binding.